AUGCAUGGACCCCACCCCCAUCGUAGCAAAGGUGUCGCCACGUUUUUCCACUCGUCGAUAGCCGGGUUCGCAUCGCUCAAAUUACUCAGCCACUGCGCAUUCCCGACCGAUACCUCGUUGUUCGAACGGAGUGGGAUUCCACCCCUGUCUACUUCCACAACGUAUAUGUACCAUCAACGCGAUUUCGAGCCGGCCAGUCGGCACUUUGUCGGCAGCGAUUUUAACCUCGCUGUGGACGCUGCUUUGGACACGACAGCAUUCCACCCAAACCAUCACGUCGGUAAAGAUGAAUAG
This is a messenger RNA of Aphanomyces astaci, 294 nucleotides long. RefSeq lists its product as hypothetical. The record is from RefSeq and is a predicted model, not a curated record. The transcript has a single exon. The coding region runs from base 1 to 294 and encodes 97 amino acids. NCBI's taxonomy places the organism in Eukaryota, Oomycota, Saprolegniomycetes, Saprolegniales, Verrucalvaceae.